Fopius arisanus is the source of this 2562-nucleotide messenger RNA. Its product is annotated as protein brambleberry. The record is from RefSeq and is a predicted model, not a curated record. NCBI's taxonomy places the organism in Eukaryota, Metazoa, Arthropoda, Insecta, Hymenoptera, Braconidae. Bases 218 to 2287 code for a protein of 689 amino acids. The transcript has 10 exons.
UCUCCUUGUCUCACCCUCAAGAACUUUCAAAUUAUCCCUAGGCAAAGAUCUUCUUCUAGACUCAUUGGAACAAUUAAAUAUUUUAUUCUUAUUAUUUUUGUUGUAUUUAGUUUGACUGGGUACGUGAAAAUGUGAUAAUAUUUUCGACUCUUAUCCGACAUUUUUCGAAUAUUCCAACGAUUGAACAAUCCACUCAGGUAAAAUUCAUUGAAGAGAGAUGCAGAAUGUACGUUUGACAAACGAGUUUGAACCUGUUGGGACUUGUCGUCGUAGUGAUAAAAAAUCCAUGAAGACUUUUUGGCAGCAAAAAUUGGUACAAACUGCAGCUUCGUCAAUUUUUAAUUGGAUAUGGAAUAAACCACAUUCCCCUGAGGAUUCCAAUGGUCUAGCUGUUGAUGGUAUAUCAAUAUCAAUUCCCUACGAGUCAAUGACAGACGAUGAGAAAUUUCUUCAGGAGGUGGCAAAAUUAACACACAUUCAGCUCUCAUCACCCCUCCAGCUUUGCCAGCACAGGGUUAUUAUGAAAAUACAGAAUUCCUGCAGUACAUUAACUGAAGAAGAGCUCGCUAAGCUCGGCGUCAAUCUGUUGAAUUGUCAGUCGGCUGUAGAGGGGAGAAAAAUCUUUCCCUGCAGUGAAGAUAUGUCACUUAAACAAUGCACAACGGAUAUGGAUGCUGAUAUGUGGAAUGCUUAUCACUUGAUGAGCAAUAGAGCAAGAGCUGUUUGUUAUGCAGCACGUAAUGUUCAGUUUAGAGCACUCACUGAAUUGACAAUUAACAAACUCAUGAAUAGUGCACAGUCGCAAAUUCAGGCUCUCAGUUCUUUGAAGGAAAGUCACGAGCGAUUAGAAUUACAUACUAUUGAGGCAUUCUCGUCAUUAUCAAGUGGGAAUAAAAUUCUCUUGGAACAGCAGAAGCAUCUGGAAAAUGCACAAUCCAUAGCCCACAAAUUGGUUACAAAUAAUCUUCGUCAAUUGACAAACGAGAAGGCUUUAAUGCGAAGUGGACACACUCUGUUGGCUUCUAUAACUAGAGAUAUUGAAAGACGUUUGGAAAAAACAAAUCGAGAACUCAUGGAUCAAGCUUUAGAGCACCAAGAGCAUCAUCAAGAACUGCUCAAGGACCUGAUGAAUAUUCGCAAAGAAUCCCAGUUAAUUUGGGAUAAAAUUGAACACAGUACAAAUCGAAUAGUGGAUCAAAACGCCGAUGUUGUGGCGCAGUAUGACCAGACAUUGGAAAAAUUAGAAAAAAUAAAUGAUACUGUUUAUUUUAUUUGGAAUGUAACCAAAUCGAUGCGGCACGAAAUUGAUGAGAAAUUGGGCUGGAUUACUGAUUAUAUUGGAAAGACCAGCGAACAAUUGCAUAAAAUUUAUCGGAUAUCACUCCAUAUUAUUUAUUUGCUAGCAGCGAUGGUUGUUGCUGCCUUUCUCAAUGCUCCCUUCCUAACGAGAGCCACAAUUAUAGGGCUGAUUCCCCUAAAUAUAAUGACAUUUUUAAAACACGGAAUAUACGCCUGCCUCGAUUUUACAUCCAUUACAAUUUUAAUUUUCUUCAUUACAGCAAUGCAUUAUGUUAUGCUUGGGAUUCAGCAGUUACUUAUAACGGAUAUAAAAAUGAAAAAACUCCCUCAAGAAAUUAAUAUCAUAAACUGCAACGCAUAUGGGGAAUCAACACCUGCAACUGGAAUAGUUUCAAUCACAAUACGCCGUAGUGCUCGAUUCAUGAAAAGUGUUCAUAAUAUAUAUCAAAUUAUCAUUCAUCAGCUCAUUCAUUUGAAAGACAUGGAAGAUAAUGAUCAUUACAAAAUGGCGGCCUGGUUGUGUUAUCAUUUCGACGAAAAAUGUCAGCUCAUGCUGCAAUCUCCAUUUUUCUGGUAUCACACAAAUACAAAUCCAGUUGAAGAACUUUCAUGUUCCUAUCUUCCAUCAAACAUACAUCGCGAGGAUCUUAUUACCCAUUAUACACCACAGCAAGAUUCCACUUGGUUAUCCGACAACACAGGUCAUUCGUCUUCAGGCUGUAGUGAUGGGAUUUACCCUGAUUUAUCAAAUUGGCAAAAUGAGAACGAAUUGAGACAUCGUUCUUUGUUCACUCGCCACUCACCAAUCAGUUAUUCCAGUGUACGCCCAACCGAAAGUGUUAGGCCUGAUGGAUCUGAUUAUGCUGCCUCACCACCAAUGCUAUGCAGUGCUUUGACAAAGACGGGUGCGAAAUGUCGUUCACGCGCGCAGCCAGGCCAAAAUUUUUGCGCUCGCAAGUGUCACGGCUCAUCCAUCAUGAGUGAUUAAAUCACUCUCAUCGUGUAAUACAUUUUCCUUUUUUUUUUGUCUUAUGGCUGGGGAAAAAUCACAUAAAUAUAAAAACAUUCGUAUAGCCUAUAAGGAAAUUAGAUCGGAUUGGAUAAGAUGUGUAUCCAAUAAAUUUUCAUUAAUUUAUUAAAUAAGGAAUUUGUAGACCAAAUUUUUUACUCAUAUAUCGUAAAUUAUUUCUCAUAUUAUUUUACAUUUUCAAACUGUAGACAAUAAUGAAGCCAAUUUUUGAAUUAUAACAACAUGUGAUGGUU